Molecule: messenger RNA, 1882 nt
Organism: Drosophila novamexicana
Lineage: Eukaryota; Metazoa; Arthropoda; Insecta; Diptera; Drosophilidae
Product: pantothenate kinase 4
Exons: 1
Coding region: 369-1457 (362 amino acids)
Biological process (GO): coenzyme A biosynthetic process
Cellular component (GO): cytosol; nucleus
Molecular function (GO): pantothenate kinase activity; ATP binding
Source: RefSeq, a predicted model, not a curated record
AACAAUUUAACAGGAAAAUGGUUGCUUUAGCUGCUUAAAUGUUAAAAGUAUAAUAAAUAACAUCGAAUUUGCCAUGUUUCAGCUGCCAAACGCAAAGUCAAGUAACCAAAAUGCCAUUCACAUGUUUACGUUUUUGUCAGCUGUUGUGGCAAAAUGCGUUUGUUGUUACCCUGCCAGUGCUGUCCAAUGUGCGGUUGUGAUAAAACAAUAAAAAAAAAGAAAGAAAAGAAACACAAACGAAUUUACAUUGAGGCAUUAUAAUAUUAGUGCGCACUUUGAGAGCAACGGCCGUCAACAUUUUGUCACGACUAAAGCGCCCCAUUCAGCGCACACUGUUGAAAGUGCCGACGACAGGCAAUAGCAACAACAUGCACAGCUGUACGCUACUGCAGGAUGAGGCCAACUAUCAGCCGGACACGCUGGAUCUCAAUACAGAUGCGAAGGCGGCGGCCUAUUGGUUUCCCUGUUUUCGUGAGCUGGUAAACAAAUUCGCCAAACAGGCGGCCAGCAGCCAAAGGGACGACGACAGCGCCGAGCAGCGUGCGGCACAAUUUCAGGCCGCUUAUCUGCGCCAGCUGGAGGAGCAUCAGAAUAACAUAGCCAACAACAGCGGGAAGGUGGUUCUGGGCACCAGCGAGCUGCUCAAGCUGAACGAGACUAUGCUGCGACGCUUUGGCUUCACGGAUUCCUGGCUGCGCCAGAAGCAGCAGGAGAAUGCCUCGGCCAAGGCGCGUCUAAAGCAGCGUCUGCAGGAGAUCGAUGCCAUUGAGAACGAGGAUGCGCGCUGGACGGAACUGGUGCGCGGCGUGCUGGCGGGCAACAUGUUCGAUUGGGGCGCCCAGGCAAUAGCCAGCAUCCUGGAGCAGGAUAGCAAUUUUGGACUGCAUGCGGCACUAGAGCGCAUCGAACAGCGUCCCUGGCUAUUGGACAAUCUGGACGCAUGGCUGCAGCGCAUGCAUAUCACGGCCGCCCAGCCGCCACACAAAUGCGCCGUCAUCUUUGUGGACAACAGCGGCGUCGAUGUGGUGCUUGGCGUGCUGCCCUUUGUCCGCGAGCUGCUCAGGCGCGGCACCAAGGUGCUGCUCUGUGCCAACAGUGAACCCUCGCUAAACGAUGUGACCAGCCGCGAGCUGAGCGCGCUGCUGGACGACUGCGCCUGCCAGUGCAGCAUUUUGGAUAGCGCCUGGCGCUCCCGCCGACUGCUGGUCUAUGCGAACGGCCAGAGCGGUCCCUGCCUGGACAUGCGCACGCUGCCGCGUGAGCUGUGCGACGCCAUAGCUGCCAAUGAGACUGAUCUGCUUGUUAUCGAGGGCAUGGGCCGGGCGCUGCACACCAAUCUGAAUGCGCAGUUCGCCUGCGAGACCCUCAAGCUGGCCGUGGUCAAGAAUCGCUGGCUGGCCAAGUAUCUUGGCGGCGACAAGAUGUUUGCGGUCAUUUGCAAGUACGAGCAUAGCUAGUGCCAAGCCCAGACGAUUCAUUUGUUAUGCAAUGCAUUGUUUUCUUUUCUUUUUUCCAAUUAUUGUUAUUGUUUAAACCGAAGAAAGAAACAGCAAAGAAAAGGCAAGAUAAAUAUGAGAUUCAGCUUGUCGUGUCGGGUUGUCGCUAGUUAAGACUGUGGUUAGAGGUGCGUCUGUUCUAUAGAUUAGGGACAGCAACAGAACUGUAAAACUUAUUAAAUUUUUAAAGUAAUUAACAAACAAGAAUGUGUUUAAUUUAAAAGCAAAACAAUCAAUUUCAAAUGUCAUAACCAUAACAUGUACAAAUCAAACAAUUCGUAAUUAAACAAUUACACAAAUAACCAAUUAAUUAUGCUGUCAAUUUAUUGUAAUUGUAUUUGUUUAUUUAACUUUAUUGUUUACAAGCCAAGUUAUAUGUCAAUUAU